Dreissena polymorpha is the source of this 6677-nucleotide messenger RNA. RefSeq lists its product as uncharacterized. The transcript has 44 exons. The coding region runs from base 85 to 6375 and encodes 2096 amino acids. Lineage: Eukaryota; Metazoa; Mollusca; Bivalvia; Myida; Dreissenidae. The record is from RefSeq and is a predicted model, not a curated record. Gene Ontology annotation, molecular function: protein binding.
AGGUACCCAUCGGCAGCUGGUGUGCCGAGGACUGCUAUAUAAGACACAUUCCACGGCCGCCGGGGACAAUUUCAGGCAUAGACAAUGAAUAGGAUGCUACUGGUAGCCCUCGUGGCCCUCGGGGCCGCGCAGGGGGCCUUUGGAGCAGCCACCACCGCCGCGCCCGACUGUGGUUCGAACCCCGCCGACAUCGUAUUCCUGCUGGAUUCAUCCGGUUCGGUAGGGUCCGUCGACUUCAAAAAGCAGCUAGAUUUCGUGUCCCGGUUCGCGCAGACGUUCGAUAUCGGUCCCCGCAACGUGCAGAUCGGCGUCGUAACGUUCGCCACGACCCCCCACAAUGAGUUCAAUCUGAACACACACCCGGAUAAGAACGGGCUCGUCGCAGCGAUUCAACAUAUAAACUACAUAUCGGGUGGCACGCGUACGGAUACGGCACUGAAAUACGUGAAGGAUAACAGCUUCACCAAGCCGGCGGGUGACCGCGACAACGUCGCCAACAUUCUCAUCGUCAUGACGGACGGACAGUCGAACGUACCCGCUGAAACGGUGAAGGAGGCCGCCGCUCUGCACAGCGGACUGAACGCUAAGGUGUUUGCCAUCGGUAUCGGCGCUGGCGUGAGCACGAAUGAGCUCAAUAUCAUUGCCACCGACCAUCAGCACGUGUUCUCAGUGAGCAGCUUCGACGCCUUAAGCACCCUACAGGCCGAACUGAAGAAGACUGCAUGCACAGUUGAUGGUGGCUGGACAGCUUUUGGUUCCUAUUCCCCGUGCACGAAGACCUGCGGAGGUGGCACCCAGUUCCAUGAACGCUCGUGCACCAACCCACCCCCGGCUAACGGCGGAGCGCAGUGCGUCGGCCAAGCCAGAGAGACCCAGAAUUGUAACACCCAGGCCUGCCCAACCAUCCCGCCACCAACAACCACGACGGCACCUAAGACCACCCCUAUACCAACAACGCUGGCUUCAGGUUGCAACGGCACCGAACCGGCCGAUAUCGUGUUCAUUCUGGACGCCUCGGGCAGUGUCGGCGCCCCAAGCUUCAACAAGAUGCUCCAGUUCGUGAACAAGAUGAUUGACGGCUUUCCAAUAGGCGCCGCGGAUACGCACAUAGGCGUGGUCACAUUCGACACGAAGGUCUACAAUCAGUUUCAUCUGAACAAGUUCACGGACAAGGCCGCAAUUCAGGCCGCGGUCACCGCUAUAACGUACACGGGGCAGACGACACACACAGACGAGGCGAUCAAGUACGCACGCGAGACCUCGUUCUCGGCAGCCAAUGGGAUGCGAGGAAACGCAGCUAAGAUCGCCAUCAUCGUUACAGAUGGUCAAUCAAAUAACCCCGCCGCCACGGCAUCCGAGGCCGCUCUCCUCCGACAACAAGGUGUCACAGUGUUUGCCAUCGGUGUUGGCACAGGGAUAGGUACGGCCGAGCUGAAUGCCAUGGCAACCGACCCGGACGCCAGUCACGUAUUCCAAGUGGACAACUUUAGUAAUCUGGACACGAUUAAAGGAACGCUGUCCAAGAAGACGUGCGAAGUCAAGGCGACCACCAUGCCCCCGACCACCCCGGCACCCAAGCCCGAUUGCGAGGCCCAGGCCGACAUCAUGUUCCUCUUGGACUCGUCUGGCUCCGUGGGCUCCGCCAACUUCCAGAAGAUGAAGACGUUCGUGCACGAUAUGAUGACCAGCUUUAAUAUUGGGCCCAAUGCAGUUCAGGUGGGAGUGGACACAUUCCACUCGACCGUGAAGACCGAGUUCCACAUGAACCAGUACAACGAUCGCCCCGGCGUUCAGGCGGCCAUCAACAAGAUCCCGUACACCACCGGGGGAACCAACACCGCCGAGGCCAUCAAGUACAUGGCCACCGACAGCUUCACCGCCGCACAUGGUGACCGACCGAAUGUUCCAAAUAUAGCCAUAGUAGUGACGGACGGACAGUCGGCAAAUCCUACCCUGACCGCUGCGGAGGCCAAGAAAGCUCGUGACGCCGGCAUAACGCUACUCGCCAUCGGUGUCGGCAGUGGCAUCGGGCGCACCGAACUGAACAACAUAGCAACAGAUCCCGACAGCACGCACGUGUACAUGGCCGACAAUUUCGACGCGCUCACUUCUCUAAAAGCAAUGCUUUCCUCGAAAGCAUGCGAAGUUUCGAAGCCAGUAGUAAACGAAACAAAAGAAUGCUCGGCGAAAGCUGACAUCCUCUUCAUUCUCGACUCGUCUGGCAGCAUCGGAGCUCCUGACUACCAGAAAAUGCUCACGUUCGUUCGUGGCGUCGUUUCCAAAUUCGACAUCGGUGCGGAUAAGGUGCGCAUAGGCACGGAAAUCUUCAGUGAUCGAACCUACAUCCAGUUCAACCUGAAUCAGCACAUGACUCAGCAGUCUGUGGACAACGCCAUCGCCAACAUUCCGUAUAUAGCGGGUACAACAAAUACCGGACAGGCAUUGAAGGACGCAUACACUAAAAUGUUCACGGCGGCGAACGGCGACCGCGCGGACGCUCCUAACAUCGCCAUCGUUGUAACCGACGGUCGCUCCGGCGACAGAGUUCUCACGACUUCAGAGGCCCAAAAGCUCCGGAACCAAGGUGUUCAGGUGUUCGCUGUGGGUGUCGGUCCCAACGUUGACACCACUGAGCUGAACGCUGUGGCCACUGACCCGGAUAACACGCACGUGCUCACCGUACAAGAUUUCAGUCAGCUCCAGCAGAUCUCCGCCUCCCUCAACAGCAAAGCAUGUGCCGCCAUUCCGCCCACGGGCAUGUCCCUGACGCCAGUUCCUGGCACCACGAUCUCCGCUGAAACGUGUCAGGACCAGAACCCGAACUGCCGCGCCUACGACAUUCCCGCUGUGUGCAUUGACUAUGCAGGCUGGGCCAAGGACAACUGUCAGAGGAGUUGCGGAAUGUGCCCCUCUCAGCAGGCCACGCCUCCCCCUCCCUGCAGGGAUGAUCUACCCAACUGCAACCAAUACGCGCCUUCAGCGUGCACCGAGUACAAACCCUGGGCAAUUGAUAACUGUAGGCAGUUCUGUGGCUUCUGCAGUCUUGGAAACCAACAGCAAACUCUUACCGGCUAUUUUGGCUCGUGCUACUACAACGGAAAGCAGUACAAACAGGGCGAGAAAUGGGACGACGGCUGCUCGUACGAAUGCACGUGUGACGACGCCUCCAGUGGACGAUACAGCUGCUACAACAAGUGCCCGCUUUACUUCAACCUGCCUCCCCAGUGUACGCUCGUGAACAAGGGCGGUUGCUGCCUCGAGCCCGUAUGCGACUUCAAGGGCACGCAAUUGACCACAAACGGACAGCAGCCUGGAACAUACAACGGCGUCAAGGUAUGCAUGUACAAGAACACACCCUACUAUCAGGGCCAGUCGUGGCAAGACGGUUGCGACAAGAGCUGCUUCUGCCAGGACGGAUCGGUCGGCCUGUACACUUGCCAGUCCAUCUGUGCCCAUUACGACAAUCUGCCGACAGAGUGCCGACUGGAGCGUCCCGCCGGCAAGUGUUGUGAGGAGCCCGUGUGCGACUUCAACAAACAGUUCGGCCAGUUCACCGGAGCCGGCACGCUAUCCGGACAUGGAGCAGGCUCUGCCGGUCCAACCACGAUUGGCCCCUGCGUGGACAAGGACGCCAACUGCGCGCGCUAUCCGCCGGGCACCUGCCAGGACCCUAACUACGUCGGCUGGGCUCACGAACAGUGCCAGAAAACAUGCGGCUUCUGUCCAUCUGGUUCUCCAACCCCUGGUCCGAAUGAUGUGUGCGUCUACAACGGUGUGUCCUACCGCCAGGGACAGAGAUGGGACGACGGAUGCGACCUUGAAUGCGUCUGCGAAAACGCGGCCUAUGGUUUCUACAGAUGCCAGAAGAAGUGCGCGGAUAUCGUGAACCUGCCCCUCGGUUGCCAGCAGGUGAAGGGUGUCGGCGAUUGCUGCGCCAAGAUCCAGUGUACCGGAACCACCGGCACAUUCACUGGCUCCCAGACGGUCGGGGGAACCAUCGGAGGAUACCCCGUGCCGCAGCCCAUUCCAGGGGGCGGAACUGGUAUGACAGGAGCCCCCCAGACCGGAAAUGCAAUUACUGGAAAACUUAAUGGAUGUCUGUACAAGGGUACGUACUAUGCGGCCGGACGUCGCUGGGAUGAUGGCUGCGACUUCACCUGCACAUGUGAGGACCCAUCCCAGGGCCUGUACAAGUGCACACCAAAAUGCCCAUCGUUUGGUUCACUGCCCACUGGCUGCACGAUGCAGGACAACCCGAACGAUGUUUGCUGCCAGCAACCAGUAUGCGCGCCGGGUACCACUGGCACGGGCGGACAGCCAGUUGUACUGGUCCCCACUUACGGAAAGGGUUUCACAGGAUUCGGCCCUGUAGUAAUGCCACAGGUUGGCUCGGGUACCAGCGGUAUGAACCCUACGCUGCCCCCAGGCGUGACUGGAUCCAUGAUUACCGGCUCAGGACGCGGCUGUGUGUACAAUGGUCGUGUUUACGGUCAGGGUUCCACCUGGGAUCAGGGCUGCCAGUACAAGUGCGAGUGUGUGGACGCCAACGCCGGCCAGUACAGAUGCAAUGAGAGGUGCACGGUGUACACCAACAUCCCGCCCCAGUGUACGCUGCAGCCGGAUCCUGCCGACAGCUGCUGCAAGAAAAUCAAUUGCGACUUCAACAUGGUGGUCACCACUUUUGCUCCUAUUUUUGCCCAGACGACACCAGUUGCCGGCGGAGCUUUCUGCAAGUACCAGGGCUACUACCAUCGCCAGGGUGAAGUGUGGAACGACGGUUGUGGGCUCACGUGCCGUUGUGAAGAUGCGGCCAACCAUUACUACCAAUGUACCGACAGAUGUCCAAAAUACGACAACGUGCCGGCAACGUGCUCCUUCGUUGCCGAUCCGAAAGAUCCCCAGUGCUGCCGUGUACCCCAGUGUCAAAACGCUGGCGGGACAGUUGGAACAAGCGGCUUUUCCGGCAGCUUCAUCGGAUAUGGCCGGCCGCAGAACAUCCUUCCAUCCCAACUGAACAACACUGGCUACUCUAAUAAAUGCCUGUACAAGGGGCAAAUCUACGACCAAGGCCAGACCUGGCAAGACGGCUGUGACUUCGAAUGCGAGUGCGUGGAUGCCUCGAGGGGAAUGUACAGAUGCUCGGAAAGAUGUCGCCGCAUCGCUGCCGUGCCGAAUGGCUGCACGUUCAUCCAGGAUCCCGCAGAUGCUUGCUGCCAGACGCUCAAGUGCGACCCAAGCGCCCAGUUUGGUACAUGCCGCGACGCCCUCAGCAAUUGCGCGUCCUAUGGCACUUACAUCUGCGGCGCACAAUACAAGGACUGGGCCACGCAAAACUGCCCGCAAUACUGCGGUUACUGUGGAAACAACACCAAUCCUUUGGCGGUGACGGCCGCCCCCGAUGGCACGUGCAAGGACAACAUCCCCAACUGUGUUGAAUACGACCGAAGCGUCUGCUCUGACGCUAUGUAUCAAUCGUGGGCCCUCGCUAGCUGCCGAAAGACGUGCAACCUCUGCUCAAGCACCGGAGCAGGCACCGGCACCGGAACUAUGGGAGGUACUGGAACAGGAACUGGUGGGUCGAUGACAGGAGGUGGAACUGGCACAGGUUCAGGCGGAACUAUUAUGACAGGAGGUUCUUCUGGCACGUGCCAAGACAAGCUGACAAACUGUCAGGAAUACACACAGGCGGCCUGCACGGGACUUUACGUUGACUGGGCCCGAGAGAACUGUGCGAGAUUCUGCAAUCUCUGUGGAUCUGGAUCGGGAACAAGCGGAAACAUGACUGGAUUCCAGACAGUGGCUCCCGGCUCAGGGGGAUUCACAGGAUUCAGCGGGGGCUGCGUCUACAAGGGCAACUACUACGGAGCCGGGGACAAGUGGAUGGACGGAUGCGACUAUAACUGCACGUGCGAGAACGGCCAGACCGGCUUCUAUAGAUGCUCUGAAAGAUGUCCAACCUACCAGCUGCAAGCCGGAUGUGUUUUGCGCACCCAACCCGGCGAAUGUUGCGGAGUACCAGACUGCACCGGAGGUGGCACAGGUACCGGAACCGGCUCAGGCACCGGAACCGGAUCAGGUGGAUCCAUGACGGGGACAGGAACCGGAACUGGCGGCAUUAACACAGGCUCUCAGACCGGAUGUGUCUACAACAACACGCUGUACCAACAGGGCCAGCAGUGGAAGGACGGCUGCCAGUACAAGUGCACGUGCACGGAUGCCUCUAGAGGCCAAUACUCGUGUGCUGCGCUGUGUCUAACGUGGAACCUGCCGCCGACAUGUCACCUCGACCAGCCGGCACCGGGCAAGUGUUGCCAGACCCCCAACUGUCCCGCUAACGUGGUCCUCACCUACCCGCCAGGUUAUGUCCCGGAGUAGACGCUCUGUUCCAUAGCUCUCUGACCUGAUGACUUGUCGACGCAUGCGCGAGCAUUAUCAAGCUCAUUUCUUGUCAGCAGACGACUUUUUUUUUCAAAGUGCGGACGCCAUUUUGUGUGAAGCAUCUGAUGGAGCAUAUUUUGUAUCCAGGAACUCUCUUGUUUGUUUUGUUAAACAUGUUUGUUUUGUAUUAAUUUGUCUAAUCAUAUAUGGCAAUAGUGUGUGCCUUCAUUCGAGUUAAGAGCUGAUGAUUUGUGUUGGUUUUGUUUUGUACUUUGUGUAAUAAAAUACUUUGCAAAUAA